AUGGCCGACGUCGCAAAAACCAAGCGGAAACCCACAACUAAGUCGUCAGCCGCAAAUAUCAAACUCCCAAGCGCCAUUCUCAGAUCACUCUCGACGGACUGUACUGCCGUGCAACUUCUCGAGAAGCUCGAUGCGCAUCUUGGUCCCGUCCUAGAUUCGUUUCAUACGCCUUCUUCCCGCGACAAACUCGUUGCUGCCCUCACUGCGAUCGACUUUGUACCUACUGGCGACUCUACUGCCAUCCAAGCGAAGAAGGACCUAAUCGACUACAACGGGCACAAAGCGUCACUCGAUGACCAGUUGAAGGCGCUCCAACGUCAUAUCAAAUCUGACCCACAUGACGGUUAUGAAGAGCAAGCAGAGAUGAUGAGGGAUAUCUUGCAGGAGUUAGCGGGUUGGCUUCCUCACCUCUGGACCUUGGGUGCACAAGAAGGGUUCGAGGUUGAUGAGGUUCGGAAAUGUCUUGUUCUCUGUUGCCGCACCGUCGAUCGCGCGGGUAGUACUAGUAGUCGCGCGGAGUUCACGGACAUCAACGAGGCAUGCACCUGUUUCAAGGACACCAACAACAAUGUGAUAUACGACGCGGAUAGCGACUCUAUCGACCAUGUCUUGAACUGGAUGUGGAAGGAGAUCUUAGUUGGUGCGGCGGCGCGUGGAGAUAAUAAGGUAGUGAAGGUGAUUAUGGAUACCAUCAAGAAGUUGUCGCUUCAAGGAGAGGUUUUCAACCUCUUCCCCCAAGGAAACGAGAAAAUGACUUCCGAUGGCUGGGACCUCCACAACGAUCAUUGGUCUUCGGCCAUGAAGGCAGCUGGGAUACGGCUGAUCGCAGAGCAUAAGGGUAAGAAAUAAACCUAUUCGUUCCAUGACUGUUCUCUUGUUCUUCCUCCACGUGUCUUGCUGUCCUCAACACAACCGCAACACUGCUCCGUUAUAUUUGCUAUCGGUAUGUACUUACCUUGCUGCCCGUGUUGUGCUUGUAAUAUUUCCACGACUUUCUGCCACCUGCUACCAUAUUCCCUUGCUGCCAAAUCCAUAAUACAUUACCUGAACUAG
Messenger RNA from Stereum hirsutum FP-91666 SS1, 1053 nucleotides. RefSeq lists its product as uncharacterized. The record is from RefSeq and is a predicted model, not a curated record. The coding region runs from base 1 to 849 and encodes 282 amino acids. NCBI's taxonomy places the organism in Eukaryota, Fungi, Basidiomycota, Agaricomycetes, Russulales, Stereaceae. The transcript is spliced from 4 exons.